AAAACUCAAGAGGCAUCGUUCACAGAAGGAUUAAGCAUUUCUAGAGGCGUGCUUCCGAAAGAGGACGCACCGGUUCUCCUUUUGUUAUACGAACCACAUUCACUUCAUUACCUCAAGGAGCAGCAGCCAAAACCGGACGUUUAAGAAUUGCUUACAGUUUUUUUCAAGUGUUGCUCUCUCAGGUCUGUGACUGAGAAAUGAAUCAUAAAAUCAUUUUUCUAUGGACUUUUCUACUGCAUUUCGCUGUUGGGGAAAACACUGUUCUUAAAGAUGAAGACGAGGGGUUUGAUGAAUCAUCAGCAGACCAUACGACUACCCGUGGCAUGAUUAAGUACAAUAUGAGGAAGAAUUUAGACUUGGACCAAGAAGGGUGCUACCUGCAGACUGGCAAGAAGGCCUGUUUAGAAGAAUGUGGCUUCAACGCCACAGCCAAGACUAUCUUCAUCAUUCACGGCUGGACGAUGAGCGGCAUAUUUGAAGCCUGGAUGUACAAGCUGGUCUCUGCAGUGAUGCAGCGUGAAAAUGAAGCCAACGUGGUGAUUGUUGACUGGAUCCCCUUGGCACAGCAGCUCUACCCUGACGCAGUCAACCACACUCUCGCUGUCGGUCUUGAUAUUGCCAACAUGCUCGACUGGCUCCAGGAGGAGCUGCAGCUGCCUCUGGAGAAUGUGCAUCUAAUUGGAUACAGUUUAGGGGCUCACGUAGCAGGUUAUGCAGGAACCUAUGUAAAAGGGACUCUUGGUAGAAUCACCGGUCUUGAUCCAGCAGGGCCCAUGUUUGAAGGUGUGGAGGAGAAGAAACGCCUGUCCCCUGAUGAUGCUGAUUUUGUGGAUGUUCUGCACACAUAUACCCGAGAGGCUUUAGGCGUGAGCAUUGGGAUCCAGCAGCCAAUUGGAGAUGUUGAUAUCUAUCCAAACGGUGGCGACGUGCAGCCUGGCUGUGCACUCGGUGACGUGCUGGCAGCAGCAGGAAAUUUCAUGGAGGUGAUGAAGUGUGAACACGAGCGAGCUGUGCACUUGUUUGUUGACUCCCUGAUGAACAAGGACCACAUGAGCUACGCCUACCAAUGUAUUGGUCCAGAUCGCUUCAAAAAGGGAAUCUGUCUCAGCUGCCGCAAAAACCGCUGCAACAACAUUGGCUACAAUGCCAGAAAGAUGCGCAAGAGGCGUAACAGUAAGAUGUACCUGAAGACACGAGCCAACACUCCUUUCGGGGGUUACCACUAUCAAAUGAAGAUGCACGUGUUCAACAGGAAGCAGUCUGACUAUGCCGAUCCAACCUUCUAUGUGAAACUGUAUGGAGGACAUAACGAUACAGGAAACAUUUUUGUUGUCCAUGAUGAUCCUAUUGGCCUGAACUUCACCAACACUUUCUUGGUUUUCACCGAAGAGGACAUCGGUGACCUGCUGAAGAUCCGUCUGAGCUGGGAGGGGGACUCUGAAUCCUUGAGCUCUGUAUUCAAGUACAUCAAAAACUCUUUCUGGAACUGGAACGCCAAGGCCGCCAAACCUGUGCUAGAAGUCCGACGGAUUCGUGUAAAAGCUGGAGAAACCCAGAAAAAGUUUACUUUCUGUGCGCAAGACCCUUUGGAAACGGAGAUUUCUCCAGGGGAGUCGAUGACCUUCGUAAAGUGCCGUGAUGGCUGGGAGGUUAAACCUAGAAAACGGCUACCAAUGUAAGACGUUGGGACUACAAAUGACCAAUGCACAGUCACCAUGGGGAGCCCCAGUGUUGGUCAGGGAGAAGCACAAUCUUCUCUUCACUUCUGCACUUUCAUUGGAUUUAUUGGUGCACUGGGGAAGGAGGCUUCAGGUCUCAAAUGUUUCUUGAAAUAAGGAUGUUGGGGAGUGGGGUCAUCUUUCUACAAGAAAGCUGGGAAAUUGUGCACGGGCUCUUAGCUGUGGAGGUCCUGCUUGUGUUGAGACUGCUGGGAAAGUCAUUGUACGUUCCUCUUGUGUGGGCUAGUGAAGUAGAAGAGUUUUGUGCCAGGAGACACACCAGCCAUUGUAGACUAUACUGUAUGUUUUUAAAAUAUUUUAUUUAUUAAAAAAAAUAAGCACUGCAAGACCAACAUAAUUUAUCAGCACAUCCCAUAAUGGAGCACAUGUUGAAUUCUUCCAGAUGCAGUAUUUAAUGUGUGUAUGUUGAUGUGUUUGACCAAGAACUGCUGAGAGAUUACUUAUGCACUGUAUUUUGAUCUGUUCGGUACAACAUAGUGUUACAAAGUGAGUCAUUUUGGGGUGUGUGUAAAUAGUGUAAAUAUUUUUUGCAAAAUAAAGUCAUUUGUAGGAACA
Messenger RNA from Girardinichthys multiradiatus, 2294 nucleotides. RefSeq names its product lipase, endothelial (gene lipg). Gene Ontology annotation, biological process: lipid metabolic process. NCBI's taxonomy places the organism in Eukaryota, Metazoa, Chordata, Actinopteri, Cyprinodontiformes, Goodeidae. The transcript is spliced from 10 exons. Gene Ontology annotation, molecular function: protein binding; lipoprotein lipase activity. The record is from RefSeq and is a predicted model, not a curated record. Bases 198 to 1679 code for a protein of 493 amino acids.